GACAUAGCUUCAAAAGGCGCACAGCGGCGGCGCGCUGCGUUUUGCGGUGGUUUUCUUGGUAUCCAGUGGUGUCAAAUCAUCUAUUUGAAAUAUGAACAUGACUACAGUUACCCGCGGAAGAUGUGAAUGACAACGUUCGCAUCUAAAACACCCUUCAGCUCCGGCUGACUGGCAUGGCGUCAGUCAGAUCUGCAAGGCUGCCCUUGCGGCUCAUAGACCUUUGCAGAACCAAACAGCAUGGUUGUCUCACCAGCUUGCGGCUUGAGAGUGCUGCACAGGUGGCUGAAAACACAACCAUUCCUUUGGAGCUUCCUGGCGAAGCUCGUGUGGUCAUCUGUGGAGGUGGUGUUGUAGGCUGCUCAGUGGCAUAUCAUUUGGCUAGAGACCAUAGCCUCACUGACGUCGUUCUUCUUGAGAAAGGAGUGAUUGGAGGUGGCUCAACUAAGCAUGGUGCUGGGCUCCUGGGGCAGCUGAAGGCCACAACAAUAGAGUGCAGAGUUUCGAAGUACAGCAUUCAGCUGUACAAAGACUUUGAAAACAGAGGCUUUGACACAGGAUGGAACCAGUGUGGAAGUCUUCUUCUUGCUCGCACAAAAGACCGCCUCUUUUACUUCAAGAGACUAGCAGCAAUGGCAACGUCACUAAACCUUGAGUGCCAUUUGCUGUCUCCAGCAGAGGCACAGUCAAAGGCUCCAGAUAUCACAACUGACUUGUUAGAAGGCGCUCUAUGGGUGCCUGGUGAUGGCGUGGCAGACCCUUCGCUUGUCUGCAAAGUACUUGCUGAACAAGCAUCUGAGAUGGGCAUUAAAAUUGUGGAAGGUUGCUCAGUUGAAAAAGUCACUGCACAUGGCCGCCAGAAUAUACAUGAUGUGGAAACCAACUGGGGAACUAUACGCUGUGAAUAUUUUGUGAACUCAGCUGGAUAUUUUGGCCGGCACCUCGGUAAAAUGAGCAUACCUGAAGUUAAGGUUCCUCUGUACCCAUGUGAGCACCACUUCCUCCACACCUUACCUGUGGAAGGCAUGGAUCCUGACAUGCCUGUGAUUCAUGACUGUGAUGGCCACUUUUACUUGAGAGCGCAUGAAGGAGCAUAUCUUGCUGGUGGCUUUGAACCACAAUGUAAGCCAGCUGAUCUGAGCAUCCUUCCAUCUGGAGAACUGGGAACACUUCCAGAAGACUGGGAUCAGUUCUAUGUCCUGUUGAAGGAAAUUCUUUUUCGCUUUCCAAAACUGGGAAACGUGGCAGUGGACAGACUUUAUAAUUGCCCUGAAAGCUUUACACCCGAUUGUCGUUGGAUCAUAGGAGAAGCUCCUGAGGCAAAGAACUAUUUUGUGGCCUCUGGAAUGAAGUCUGUUGGCAUUGAGGCUGCUGGUGGCUUGGGUGAAGUCACAGCUGAAUGGAUUGCAAAAGGAGAGCCGAAGCUUGACUUAUGGGACAUUGACAUACGGAGGUUCAUUGGGAUCCAUAAUAAUGCUCAUUUUCUUCGAGAUCGAAUGACGGAGGCACCAGGCAUGCAUUACAAGCUGUGUUAUCCUUUUGUGGAAUUUCAAACUGGCCGAGAGCUGCGUAUGUCACCCAUAUAUCCUCGUCUCAAACUGGCUGGAGCUGUUUUUGGACAAACAAUGGGUUAUGAAAGGCCCCACUAUUACACAUCUAGUGAUCCAAACAUUCUGACAGGAACGGACCUGCCUUCAGCCAAAGUUGAUGUAUAUGGAAAGCCGCCAUGGUUUGAUGCAGUGAAAUCUGAGUAUGAAGCCUGUCGAGAAAGGGUUGCUCUUCUGGACUAUUCCUCUUUCACCAAAUUGGAAGUUUGGUCUCCUGGUAGUGAGGUGGUUGAUCUGCUGCAAUACUUGUGUUCAAAUGAUAUUGAUAUCCCCGUGGGAAGCAUUGUUAACACUGGUAUGCAAAACCAUUGGGGUGGCUAUGAAAAUGACUGCAGCCUUGUGAGGCUCGAGAAAAACAGGUACAUGAUAGUGGCACCUACCAAGCAGCAGAUGCGCUGCCAGACAUGGAUUCGUCGCCAUGUGCCCUAUGACAGCCCUAUUGUCGUUGCUGAUGUCACUUCUAUGUACACUGCCAUCUGCAUCAUGGGCCAGCGAGCACCAAACCUCAUGUCAGAACUUACUGACACUUCGUUAACAUCCAAAGACUUUCCACUGUUCACAUGGAAAGAGCUGGACUUAGGUUUGGCCAGUGGCAUCAAAGUUUUUCACAUGACUCACACUGGAGACAGAGGAUGGGUCUUGUACAUACCUAAUGAGUAUGCUCUUCAUGUAUAUGAUAGAAUCCUUGAAGUGGGUCAGAAGUAUGGAAUUCAGCAUGCUGGUUACUUUGCGAUGAGGACGCUUCGCAUUGAGAAGUUUUUUGCCUUCUGGGGAAAGGACCUGGAUUGCACAACAACACCAUUUGAGUGUGGACGAGCCUUCAGGGUGAAGUUUGAUAAAGACUUUCUUGGCAAGGAAGCUCUGUUGCAGCAGAAGAAAGCAGGUGUGACGCGAAGGUAUGUGCAACUGCUGCUUAAGGAUCACGACCCUGACUAUGAUCCAUGGCCUUGGGGUGGAGAGCCCAUCUUGUUUGAGGACCGCUGCAUUGGAAUGACAUCCACUACCUGUUAUGGAUUUACACUUGGCGGACAGGUCUGCCUGGGCUUUGUGGAAAACAAGGACGAGAAUGGUGUGCCACAGGUGCUGACGAAUGACUUCAUCUUGAAGAAUGAGUUUUGUGUCGACAUUGCAGGCCAUAAGUUUGCAGCUCGAGCCAAUAUUCAUUCACCAUCUUUGGCUUAUCAGGUGACCACCCCUGACCGACUUUACCUAGCAACUAGAUGAAGACCUUUCUUGGAUGGGCCAUACAUGCCAGUUAAUGCGUUGGACUGGUAUUUGUAGUUAAUUAGUACCUGGAGAAUGGCUUUUAUAACAGCACUAUGUACCGAUACCCUUUGCUGGUUUUCUCAAAAUGCUUGUUGCUGAGAGCGCAUACUCUCGGCAGCUUAUUUGCAGCAUUUCAGUGGAUUAAAUUGCUUAAUUUAUUGAGUUGUUACUUUGGAACUUUGCUUAAUGAUAAAGUAAUUAUGUCUAGUCAUCCUGUCUGAACUUAGAGUUUUGUGGUCCAUAUAGUGUUUUUGGGAAGGUUGCCUGAACAGGAAUAAAGUGCCUCAGACAGGCUGGCCUACAAGUAUCUACAGCAACACCACGUGAUUUGAUGUCACUGGCUGACCUGUUCACAACAAACAUGCCAAGGGUGAUGAGUUGCCUUUGACGAAGAUAGGUCCACCUAUCGAAAUGUUGGUUAGCCUCUGUCCGAGUCCCUUAUUGUUCAGACAACCUGUAUAUCACAUUGUGUUUCCACCCGUCGGUUCCCACCUGUACUUUGGAUAUAGUGUUUUUGAUGCUCUAAGCUCGAAGAACUGUUUUGUUGUGAUCUUUUGCUAGAAGGUAAAAAAACAGGGAGUGAGAUGUGAUGGUGACUCAGCUGUGCAUUGAUCCAAAAACAGUGUCUAUGUAUGUGCAUGUUUCUGAUUGUUGCUGCAUCAAUAUCUUUAAAAAAAAGCAAACUGUCGCUGAAUUGAAGUUGAUCUGAUUUGUUAACAUCCAUAUAGCUUCCUGUGGAAGAUGAAUAUUUAUUCUGACUGCUAUCUUAACAAAAAGUAGUUAAAAAAGUGCAAACUAUGUGUCGCACUCAAUGAGCUUUCUUUCAGUAUUAAAGAGGCCCUGAAACACCAUCUGUAUUUCUUUGUAUUUGUGUCCUCAAAGGGUCCUAAUCAAGGGGCACUAUGUGAGGUGUAAAAAUCGACAAAUUAAUACCUUCCUAAGUAAUCACAGUAAGGCAUCACUAUUGGACUCUGUUGCCUUGUGAAUCUCCUGCUGAAAUUUUUUUUUUAAUCCUUCAUGUAUAAGCAGUGUCAGAGUGUCAGAGCUACAAUAGUGGGGAAAUGACAAGGUUGUGAGGCCCCGCCUAAAUGUUAUGUUGGUGCAUGCCAUGGCCUGCCUUGCUCAUUUUCUUUUGUUUUUUCUUUCCAAUGUGUUUGCCGCUACUUUCGAUUGAGGUGUGUGCGCUGCUCUCUCAAUAUAAGAUGAGAGCUGGGGCUGUCUUGUAUCGCUGCGCUCUUGGAGGUACGUCACACAAAGAUACCAAGCUGAGAAUGUGGUUGUUGGAGCAUCUCAUGGCAAUCCGUGGUGGCCUCGGAAUGUACACUGUGCAGCAGAAGCAUCUAGAUGCAACUGUCAUUUGCUAAUUGUACAACAGGGCUGAAGUGUGAGCUUGUGCUCAUGUGCUUAGGUCUGGUUGCACUGCAUGAAUAUGUUGUGUGUACUAGCUUUGUCUGUGCCGACUUGAUUGACAGACAGCAGCCAAAUUCAGAUUGUGGAUUUUAAAUUUCUUUCAGUUAUUGUACCUCGAAACUUUUACAGUCCGUUCAGCCAAACCUAAGGAGGGCGCAAGCAAAAGUCAAUGGACUCGUGAGACACCCGUUAGAUUGCUUUGAUGUUCUCAGUCGAUUGCAUUGUUACUUCCUAUUACUUCCUAUUCCUAUUUCCCCUUCGGUCACCUCGACAUCACCUCCGGUUCUCCAUGAUGAGACUUGGUCCCUGAGGAAUUAAUUUGCAUUUAAUUCACCUUCAGUUCACUUCAACAUUUGAUUCACUUGCAUACAUUAUUACUUUAAUUUAUUUUAAUUCAAUUUUAAUUCACCUUUAAUUAACUUUCAUUCACAUGUGAUUCACCUUAUGCACUUAUUAUCACUUGUAAGCACUUGGCUUACACUUAUUACGUCAAGCCCUCCUCCCUUCCCCUUGAAGCUUUCUGUACCUCACCUGGUGUUGCACUAACUCCAGGAUCAGCCCACCUGACUUUUGGCCCCAUUCGUGUUCAUGCCGCCAGAUGCUGGAACUUCGAGGCUUUUAUGUCCGGGGUCGGCGUAGAACUGAUCACGUGGCCUUUGGCCUUGAAGUGUGAUGAGAGUCAGGCUCGCUAGGAGGGGAAGGGCUGCACCGUGCUGCGAGCGUGUUGCGAGAGGCGAAGGCAUGCUGCGAGAUGCGAGGGCGAGGGUGGACGAUGUCGAGGGGUGAACCUUCGAGAAAUGCGCCAAGAUGAGGUAAUAAUGAGGCGCAGUAGAGCGUAAAAUAGCGUGUCACUGUCAUUGUCAGUGUUCAGGAGUUUGCGCUUUCAGAAUGGCGAACAUUUCUCAUUCUCCCGAUGAAGAAGCCACCCGACGGGAGUGUCAGUGAGAGCUGACGCAAGAACGGGCAUGCCGUCACCGAGCCAACCGCAAUGUUCGUGCAAGGGAAACCGAAGCUAAGCGCCAGCAAAGUGAAGACUUGAAAAACAUAGAAGUACGAUAUAGCUUGAUGAAUGACGGGCAUAAGCUUCGCUGUUUCGACAGUGUUCGCGAAGUGGAGCUGGCUGGAUUUUUUUUUUGCUCGUGAUCCGUAUAACGCUUUCGCCUUGAUAUUGAUAUCUGCCAAGGCAUAUAGUUCAUUAGGCGUGGCAUGCACAAGGCACGUAGAAGAGAGCUGCCAUGCACUGCCAAGCGUGCAUGUGGUCUUAGAGACCACAAGUGAUAGUCAUAAGGUAUGUGGCCCCUGGCAGCUUCAAUUAGCAGCAGCAUUGUGUUUUUUGUGGUAGGCACGGAAGCACAGUGCUGGAAUGAACCAUGCGUGUAUACACUUCCAAGUCCAAAACAAUGAUGAAAUUAUUUGUGGUUCCUCCCUCCGUGGGCACAGUCCUAUCCCCCUUUCCACCACCCCCCUCCCCCACCUUGGGACAACGAAACGCCUAUGCCUCUGAUUGCAGACAUAUACUUUUUUUAUUCAUUCAACUAAAAAUGAGUGACACUACUGUUAUUCAGAAAUUAAAAAAUACUUGUUGUGCCCUCUUGUUACAUAGCUGGUAACGAUACUGCAAAGGAGAAGGAAAGAGCAGAUAUAUUUUUGGCUGUUUUUGACACAAUUUCGUAAAUUUUCUGCUGCAUGCGAUGCAGUAAUACUCCACUCGCAUGACCGCAGGUGCAUCAUAUGCAGAUUGGCUGAAAUGUGGCUUGAGAUGAUUUCGUUUUUCGUUGUUACGUAGUAGUUUGUUUUUGUUAUAUGUGCAGAUCCUGCUUCCUAUAUGUUGUAGUUAAAUAGAGACAGGCAUACGGUCCAGGAUGCAUUUUCCUAAGACAACUAGAAGGCAAAAGCCAUCUACUUGUUCUUCAUUUUCUUCUCAGUCAAUUGUACUUGUACCCCCCCCCCCUUCCCUGCCCAAAAGCUUUCUGCACCCAACUUGGUUUUGCAGUGCCUCAGGGAUCGGCCCACUUUUGACCAAGAGACAAUGUGAUGCGACGUCAUCAUGUGACGUUCCAUUAUGCGAUGUCAUAGUGACGUCAUCACAUGAUGAUCAUUUUUUUUUGCAUCACUCAUGUUGACGCUGACGGUGACAGUCACUUUUCACGUUUGUUGAGGCAUCUAAGGCUUUCGCCUUAAUAAACUGUGGUUGUUAGCGUCAUGUCUAUUGUACUAACUUCACCCUAUCUGAAGCGCUGUUCAAUUCUGCUCCAAUAAUGUACUAAGAAGCUCAUUCCGGCACAAUUCUUCAGAUUGGCAACACUUUCUUUAUAUGGUCAAAAAGUGUUUCAAGGCCCCUUUUAUGUGAGCUGUUCCAACUAGAUGUCAUCAGUAAUUUAAAAAUACCAAUGUUGGGUUCAUACAAGUAGUGAUCAGUGUGUUUUGAUGGUCAUUGUUUGUGUUACAAGUCAUGAGUAUGUAUUUAAAAAAUUUUGCAGAGAUAUUUAUUUGAGUUCAAUUAGAUAAUUUUAAAGGGUUCAUGAACCACCGCUCAAGCUUGGUUAGAAAACACAUCCUGCGGAUAGCAGACACUGCUAUGAACAUCUCAGCCAAAUCUUGCAGUCGUGCGCGGCAAGGAGAGCUUACAAGCGGAGCGCGAAGUUGUCAUUUUCUCAGGUGCCCUGUUUUCAUACAGAGGCCCGUCCUCACUCGCUUCGAAGCUGCUGGCACCCGCUGUUUGACGUCGAACAGCGGGUAGCAUGCUAUUGGCCAAUAGCUCACAUAAAUCAAGUGUGCCGUUUGGAUCUGAUGCACUUCUUGCCACGUGCCAGUGGAGUGCUCCAUAGUCUGCUAACAUUACACAGUGAGCCACUCUUACAAAAAUUACAAUGGGAGAGCGAUUGCUUUUCAUCUCGUGCACUCAAGGUCAUGAUGCGCACUCACGUAACUUCUUCUUCCCCCCCUUUGCCGUGCCAUCCCUCCCUGCUUAGCUUCCAGCACACUCGUCUGGGCGAGGGAAGAGAGAAAGCGCUUAAGGCGUGCGGAAAAUCUCUGUAAUUCUGCUCAUUCUAGGCAGAUUUUAGAAAUUUUUGCGGCAAUUGAUUCAUGAGGCAAUAAACUCUGAUACUGAGGUCAUUCUAUGAUUACUUGGAAAAGUGGUUCAUGACCCCUUUGAGUUACCUUUUCAAUAGGGCAUCAUGCAAGUAUAGUGGGGGACCUUGAGAAAUUACCAAUGUAUAACCCUUUAACCCUUUUGAAGAAUCAAUGUAUGUAUUUCUUGAAAACCUGCCUUUAUUUAUUUUGUCUUUUUUUUUUCUAAAAAUAUGGUACUGUUAUACCGCCUUUGUUGAAAGAAAAAUACCAAAAGGCAUUGUGCAUUAUUUAUUUAUGUGCCAAAAUUACAAGGCACAAGAAAAUGACAAAAAAAAUUUUUGGCAGGCUUUUUUAUUACAUUAGAAGAGAAGAAUACAAAAUUACUUAGGUCGCUUUAAUUUGCUGUUACUGGUCAUUUAUUGACAUCCCCCACAACUUUUGCUUCGAUGUCUUAUUGAUAGGGUGAGUUGACAUAAAAGUUUGAGAAUAAGUUUAAUUGAGUAAUAUAUUUUGCAAAAUGGAACAUAAAAGAUAUUCUCGACUAGGAUGGACACCGCCUAUAAAAAUACAAUGGAUGCUGGUCACACAAUGCGUUCCGUUAAUUUUUGUUUGGAUAACUGGUAUAAAAAAAUGUAUCAACAGCCAUAAAGAACACAUCUGCUGUAUGUUUAGAUAUUGUUCUUUGAUCGGUUUCCGAUUGACUGUUGUGCCAUGUUCCCAUGAAGUACCUAACUGUUCCUGCUUUGCAGAGUGUGAAUAAAGUAGUCUUACUUUUA
Messenger RNA from Rhipicephalus sanguineus (brown dog tick), 8131 nucleotides. Its product is annotated as pyruvate dehydrogenase phosphatase regulatory subunit, mitochondrial. NCBI's taxonomy places the organism in Eukaryota, Metazoa, Arthropoda, Arachnida, Ixodida, Ixodidae. The transcript is spliced from 19 exons. Gene Ontology annotation, cellular component: mitochondrial matrix; mitochondrion; cytoplasm. The coding region runs from base 174 to 2828 and encodes 884 amino acids. Gene Ontology annotation, molecular function: protein binding; oxidoreductase activity. The record is from RefSeq and is a predicted model, not a curated record.